Messenger RNA from Ochlerotatus camptorhynchus, 4192 nucleotides. It is a transcript of the gene Slob, whose product is annotated as Slowpoke binding protein. The transcript has 11 exons. The record is from RefSeq and is a predicted model, not a curated record. The coding region runs from base 443 to 4183 and encodes 1246 amino acids. NCBI's taxonomy places the organism in Eukaryota, Metazoa, Arthropoda, Insecta, Diptera, Culicidae.
CCCUACUUCAGAAUCGUUCGUUCGGUUAGUCAGUCAGUCAUAAUUUGCCAACGCCUCAUUCAUUCGUCAACGGACGCCGGAGAAAAACGGGCGCGUUAUCCUUCGCCAGGAGGACGUUCGGAAGUUUUUCGCACGGGCACCAGUUCUGAAGUGAAGUCAAUAUUAAUUUCCACUGUGAAUUUCUGUGCGUGUCACUGCUUUAAUGAAUAUCCGGGACGGGAAAACGGAGAAGGUUAAAAACACUUCGCCGAAGGCGCGAGUGUGAUUGAUGACUCUGGUCGGUCUGGAAGAUGAAAAACUAAAUUAGAAGGGAGGUUUUUGUUUCAGUGAGAAAAUUAUGAGUGAAGAAAAGCGUAAAAGUGAUGAAAAGUGAAGUGAACUUGAAACUAUGGAAAGUUUAAACUGUGUUCGUUUGGUGGAAUGCUUCGGAGGGAUUUAGUGCAUGGAUACAACGAACAAACAUCAUCAAUCAUCUCAGUCACAACAAACUCAUUCGGAACAACUGCCACCGAGGCAGAGGCGAGCUCAUCUGCUCCGGCCACAACCAUCAACACCGACGGCUAGCGAAGCAACAACCGCACCAGCUUUGGGUAGUGCAACUGGAACAAUACUAUCACCGGUGGUCACAAACGGUCGUCCGGUGGUAUCCAAUCCGCUUGCUGCACUACCGCCUCUACCCCCUGGCAAGUUACCUCGCAGCAAUAGUUUGGUCCUGGGUGCCAAUCUUCAAACAAUUCCGACGACGGCGGCGGCGACGACCACGGCAUCAAUUGGGUCCUCAACGACCACAAGCACCAACACCACCACAAGCACCAACGGCAGCCAAGCGGUGUCAUUUUCACUGUACAAGACAAUCAAUACUGUUAUCAAGAGCGGUCGCAAAAUUAUCGUACGCGUUUGCGACGUAACUAAUGUAAAGACCAAACUCAAAAUGUUCAAUCUAUACUCGACUAUGAACAAGCGGAACGGCACUGAGGAGAAGGAAGCCCGCGUGAUGGAAACCACCGGACACGAUCGGUUCUGCCAGGAACGUCCGUCAAGGUCCAGCUACCGACGCAAGAAGAGAAAGAUGCGACGUGCCCAAUCAGCUGCUGAGUUCAACGAGCCCCGAUCCGAAGUGGCAGUAUCAGCUGCCAGCAAACGGAUGCUGUUUAGAGGCCGCUCGGUCAGCUCGGACCACGACAACAAUUCGGAAUCGGAGCACUCCGAACGGUCGCCCCUGGUCAGCGCCAAACUGGACUCGCUGGCCAAGUUGCUCUUCAGCCGAAGCCUCCUUCAGGAUGGAACCAGCUCAUCAUCGGCCAAAGACAAUGAAUCGCCGACAAGGAACAAUGUCCGCUACCAGUACACCGCCCUGGACAGCGGUAUCGGAGCACCGGAUCGGAGUCCCCGGGAGCGGGCGGCACGGGAUCGAGCCUUUACUGCAUGUCAGGACUGGCUGCAGCACUCGGGAGGCCGAUACGAAGCGAUAGCACACCUAGAUGACAUCGGUUCUCGUUCGAACAAGCACUGGUUUCUGCUGAAUGAUUGCACGAUACGUACGGACCGUCUGAUGACACUGCUUCCAUUACCUCCCGAUUGCAUUGCCUUAGAGGAGCUGCCUCCGUCGGAGUGCCCGCAAGGUAUCCUGAUGGAGCUGCUCGGUUCGCUGCAGCAUCCGUACAUCUAUCCCGUGUUAGAUUUAGGCUUUUUUCCUACCGAUUCCCAUCACUACGGGUGUCUCGUAAUGCCCUUCAAUGCGCGAGGCAGCCUAAAGGAUCUCAUUUAUAAGUCCCAAUGGAACGAACCGUGGAGUCGGAAGUAUACACGAAAAUCCACCUGCUUACCCCUGUCCCAGGUACAACGAUUAGGACGUCAAAUUUUAGAAGCUUUGUUAUUUUUAAGGGAACGCGGUAUACCGUCGCACGGUCAUUUGCAUAGCGGAAACGUUAUCCUUCAGAAUGGUGUUGCCAGAUUAUCCGGCCUGGAAAAUGGCCUGCUCGGACUAAGCUCCCGGGUCAACGCGGUAGUAUGGGCCCGCUCGGCCCCGGAUAUCGAUAACAUCGACGUCAUCUGCUUUGGCCACUUGCUGUUCGAGAUGUGCGCCGGCUACGAGCUGACCUCACCCCAGCCAACUCCAGGACAUUAUCAGCUUGAUCUCGAGCGCUAUCCACAGGUCGUUGACGUGCUGCAGAUGAUAUUCGAAUCACCAGAUGGUCGCUAUCCAACAGUCGAAGAACUGGUCCUUUGUGAUAUAUUUCGCAAUAUCGAUUUAAGAGAACUGCGAGGAACAUGUGUGCCUUCCUUCAAACAUGGUUUGAGUAGCUCUACGUUGAGUCUGUUGAACGCCGUACGGAGACGACAGGGUGCGAUACUAAGUGGAUCAUACAGCGAAGGCAGCUCGCCGUGCACUCCACCGUCGACGCCACGUGAGCGCAAAACCGGUGACGUAGAAUCCUCCGAUCUGUCUAGUAGUGAUUCCGAAGAUCUGUUAGAUGAAAUAGUUAUAGCAUCAGCCCGUAUCGACGAUCCCGCCCAUUACGACCCACUGAGCUCGCCGAUACAUUACUGUGACAAUAACGUUCAGUCGGACGAUAACAGCAAUAGUAAUACAAUCAUUCGUAUAGAUUCGAUCGAGUCCCAGGGCUCAACGUCGUCGUCCACUGGCUCGAUACAGCUGCAGCAGUUGAAUCCAUCGUCAGCGUACAAGAACCUCAAGUCCCGCCGUAUGGAGUACAGCCGGCGGGGUAUGAUCCUCGGUCUGAGCAAUCCCUCGCAGGAUUCCGCUUUUGGUUCCAUGACCGACGGCGAAUCGUCCCGAGCGUCCAGCUUUAAACUCAGCAGCUUUGCUUCGAUGAAUUCACCGAUUGACGAAGGGGUUGAAGAUAUACUGGCGGAGAAUGAAACGGAAACCAUCGCAACCACCAUGGCAGGGCUGAAGUAUAUCGAUUCAGCAGGUUCUUCGCCCUGCCACGAUCAUCAAGCGAGCAUUUCGCCCAGAGAUACGCAACCAGGUUCGUCGUCUUCUCGUGAUAUCUCACCGAACCAUUCAGCUCGAUACCUAGAACCUCCAAAACUAGUGAUAAACAAUCAUUCAUCUACAACGACCAACGCCUCGCUAUGCUAUACAUCAUCGCCACUCCGUAAAUGUGCCACAACGGAAGUAUUCUCGCAAAAAUACAGGGUAUCUUCGUUCGAAGACAUGUCCUAUACGUCCCGCUUGGCCAAUAAAUCUAUCAAAAAUAGCACUCGUAAGAUUUUCCGUUCGUUUGAAGAGGAACGCCGUAUCGAUUCCGCUUUUAUGCCUAUUGACACUAGUUCCACCAGCAUCAGCAGUCGACUAAAUCAACAUCAGCUGCAACCUAAGCCACGUCAACAAUCAACAUCGACGCUUCAUCAUCAACUAUCUUUACCCCCAACGCUAACGCCGACUUCUCCCAAACAACUCAUAGCUCCCGCUCAGUACAAUCAACUAACGAAGAAGAAGAAUGCUUCGUUCCAAAAUCUACAAAGUCUAGCAACUCCCCGGGAUAAAACCUACCAGUGGCGAAACAAGCUAAUCAAAUCCAACGAAUGUUUGUUCGAGACAUCCUUCAACAUGUCGCCCUCGUCGACGACUCAGAGUGAGAUAGACCGAUUGCUGAGUCACGGCAGUUCGACGCAUGAACUUCCCACCACUUCGGCUGCAGCGGAGAUUGAGCGAUUUAUCCUGACCCCCGAGCCGGUAGUCAUGAAUCCCCGGCGAACACGUGCCGAUCGACAGCAACUGUUCAGUUUGGCCAAAUUCAAGCACAGCACCAUCCUCGACAGUAUCUCGUUAGAGGACUUCUCCGAAGAAGGCAAGCGAGAAAGCGAUCCAACCACCAGCAGUAUGUCGAACUGUUCAACCAAGAGCUUCUCCUGGGACGAUCGUACCGAAAUCGAGGCCAGAAAGUUGGAAAGCUCCUCUACCGACGACACCAGCGAUCAGGACAGUAGCAGUGUUACGGAUUCGCUGCUUCGAUCUCCCAUCGUUAAGCACGACCAGCGGAGCAUCCGCAGUGGCGGAAGUGGUAGUAGCAGUGCGGCCGAAGCCCGAAAGUAUCUCGAUGACACUGCGGCCAAUGAAGGAGGCUUCGGCAGUGGCAACGAGGAAAAGACACCCCUUCUCGAGGGCAUGGAACUGUCCCCCAUCUCACCUACUGAGUCGGAACAAAUGUUGUGAUAAUAUAAU